AAAGAAAAUUUCAGUGGAGAUUUAUCCAGAGCAAAAGGACUUUCAUCUGUGAAGAUAGACAAGAAGAAGGGAGGCAAAUUCCAGUCCUUUAAGAAGUUGUUUGGCAAAAGGAAAAAGAAAGAUCCUUCACCAUCACGGGAGGAGGCAGUGGGGAAGAAGAGCUACUCUCCACAGAGGGUCAGCAAUGGGACUUUCUCUUCAGAUGAGGAGACCCUGGAGGACAAUCUAAGGUCCUUCAACUGUUCUGUGGGAACUCGGGUGUUUUCCCAUGACAGUAUUUUUAUCCCUGAUGGGGGAGCAGAAAGUGAGCAGACAGUUCAAGCAAUGUCACAGGACAACAUCCUGGGCAAAGUCAAAACUCUUCAGCGGCAGCUGGGCAAGAAUAUCAAGUUUGGGCAGCAGCCACCCAAUGCCAUUCCCAUGAAGAAGGCAGGCAGUGGAAAAGCUAGCUCCAAAGAGGACCUGUUCCUGACCAGUCCCAUGGAAACUGUGACCCAGCAGGACAUCAUCCUCUCAGACACUGAGAACAAAUCCAGUGAUUCGCCAAGUUCUCCAGGUCCUCUGAAUCGUCCUGGAGCUGGGAGUGAGAUGGAAGACAAGGUUGCUCCAGUUAAACCAUCUCGGCCAAAAAGGCACUUGUCUUCUGCUGGCACCAUUGAAAGUGUCAACCUUGAUGCCAUUCCCCUGGCCAUCGCUCGCCUGGACAACAGUGCUGCCAAGCACAAACUGUCGGUUAAGCCAAAAAACCAGAGGGUGUCAAAGAAGCACAGGCGACUUGCCUGGGAACGACAAAAUGAGCCAGGCCUGGAGAGUCAGCCCUCCUUAGACCAGGACGGGCAGCAGGGAGAAGAGAGGCACAUUUGGCAUGAAGAGGAACCAGAGCCGCUGGGUCCUGAAGAAGAGAAAAGACGCCAAGAACACUACUGGCAAGAGCUAGAGGCCAAGUGCAAGCGGCAGAAGGCCGAAGCUGCGGAGAAGAGACGUCUGGAGGAGCAGAGGCUGCAGGCGCUAGAGAGGAGGCUCUGGGAGGAAAACAGACGGCAGGAGCUCUUGGAAGAGGGCGAAGAAGAGGAAGGAGAGGAGGAGCAACUGCUGCUAGAGGCCGAAAAGGAGCCUCAGGAAGAAGGGCAGCGGCAGGGCCUGGAAGAGCAGGGCUGCGGGGAGCAGGAGCUGAGGGAGCAGGAGGAGCGGGAGCGCAGCGAGGCGGAGGAGCAGAGGUGUCUGCAGGAGGAGGCUGAGCACGAAGCAGAGAGGCAGCAGCAGGAAGAAGAAAGGGAGUUGGAGGGACUCAGAAGGCUGGAGGAACAUUGGCUGGAGGAGGAAGAGGAGGCGCGGAGGCUGGUAGAGGAGGCCAGAAGGCUGGAGGAGCUGAGGCAGCAGGAGGAGCUGGAGGCAGAAAGAAGACGUGAUCAGGAGGAAGAGGAGCGGCUGCAGGAACUCACACAGCGGCGGCAGCAGCAGGAAGAGGAGGCCCAGCGAAGAGAAGAGCUAGAGCAGCGUGAGGAGGAGACAGAGGUGCCCGGGCAACAGGGGUCAGAGGAGGAGGAGCCCUGGGCAACCCCGGGGAUGUGGGAAGAAGAGGGGCAGCCACAAGUAAGGGACAGCAGAAGUCUGCGGAGCCCACCUCAGAAUGACUCAGGGGAGAAGCCAGAAGAGCAAGACAGUGUGGAACCUAAAAGGCAAGGAGAGAGCUCGGAGGAGUUGCAGAGCCAAGAGGCCAGGCCAACUGGAGAGCGCCUGGGCCCGAGGGCAGGUUGUUACGGGGAAGAACCACGUGUUUGGGAGGCCAAGAGCGAAGUGGUCCGCGGGGAGCCUCCUCAGCAGCAGGAGGCGCCCAUAGAGGAGAAGUUGAAGAACGAAGCAGCCGCUCCCAAGAAAGAAAGAAGGGUGGAGGAACUGCGGUGGCAGGAGGUGGAGGAGAGGCAGACCAUGCCCCGGCCCUACACGUUCCAGGUGUCCUCGGGAGGGCGCCAGAUUCUCUUCCCCAAGGUCAACCUGAGCCCGGUCACGCCCGCCGCGCAGGAGCCCAAAGCGCCGCGUGCGCUGAGCGUCCCACACCUGCGCAGGACGCCGCCCGCCAACGCCAAGUUCUUUAUCAUGCCCGCCUGGCAGAAAUUCUCCGACGCCGGCAGCAAGACCGCCAGGCAGAGCACAGAGGCCGACAGCCUCCGAAAGAGAACCGCGCCGGCGCCUCUUGAAACAGCACCCCAGCCUCUGCCCGCUGCUCCCCACGAGCCCCUCAGAACCCCCGAGAAAACAGAGGUGCGCCUGGAGCCCGCAGACACCACAGAGGGCUGCAAAUUUGCCAAAGACCUUCCAUCCUUUCUUGUCCCGAGCCCUCCUCCCCCUGCGCCCAAAGCAGCAGCCCACGCUGAGCCCAGGACCUCAUCGGACUUCGGGAGCGCGAGUGGCGUGGCCAAGCCAGAUCCAGUGACCCCAGGUGGAGAGGAAAAGGCUUCCCCUUUUGGAAUAAAACUGAGAAGGACCAACUACUCCCUGCGUUUCCAUUGUGACCAGCAGGCCGAACAGAAGAAGAAGAAGAGGCACAGCAGCAUGGGAGACAGCAUGGAUGCAACUGGGGAGAGAGAAGCAGAGGGCGCGGCCCCCAAGCCAGGCCCGGUGCUCCCCCAGGACAGGAAGCAGGCCCCAAGCCCCUGCAGGGACUCUGCUGCAAGCCCUGCCCGCACCCACCCUCCAGGAGCCAAGCCCAGUGCUCCACCAGCCAGUAGCCAGGCCCCAGCUGCAGAGCAGGACAAGGCAGCAAGCAGAACAGCCCUGGUACAGAAACCAGCUCUGGCGCCCAAGCCCGCUGGUCACACCCCACCGUCAUCCCCUCUCACCAAGAUCAGCAGGCCCUAUUUGGUAGAGCUGCUGGCCCGGAGGGCCGGGAAGCCUGACCCAGAGCCCAGCCAGCCUCCCAAGGAGAACCAGGAGAGCAGAGAUCCCCAGCCACCCUCACCGCCGCCCCCAGAUGAAAGGAAGGGACAGAAGACGGAGCCGGAGGAAGAGGCGCCUGAGAGGAAAUCCGCUUCCCCACCCCUGACUUCCACCCAGCUGGAGAGACUUUCCCAGACACCUGAGGCUGCUAGAAAAGAGAAGCCAGUGCUUCAGAGCAGGCACUCUCUGGACGGCUCCAAACUUAUGGAGAAAGUGGAAACUGCCCAGCCACUGUGGAUAACAUUAGCACUACAGAAGCAGAAGGGGUUCCGUGAGCAGCAAGCAACGCGAGAGGAGAGGAAACAGGCCCGAGAGGCCAAACAGGCAGAAAAGCUCUCCAAAGAAAAUGCCGGCAUUAGCCCACAGCCUGGUAGCAGCAGUGUCAGGAGAGCAGGUUCCCUGCACAAGUCCACCAUUCAGCUGGAGGAAAAGCAUGAGACAGCCGUGUCCCGGCUUGAGCGAAGAGAACAGCUGCAAAAGGCCAACACCCUUCCAACAUCUGUGACAGUGGAAAUCUCGGAUUCAGCUCCCCCGGCACCACUGGUGAAAGAAGUCCCCAAGAGAUUCUCCACCCCCGAUGCUGCCCCUGUGUCUACAGAACCGGCCUGGCUGGCUUUGGCCAAAAGGAAAGCAAAGGCCUGGAGCGACUGUCCACAGAUUAUUAAAUAGAGCGACUCAUCCAUUCCUAGUGCCAGUUCUUGGCUCCUCUCUUGCCCUUUUUAUUUAUUUAUUUUUUUAUAUGAAGAAAGCAAGCUAGGUGAAAGAAGCAUGUUUUAUAGACGCUCAAGUAAUGUUUAGAAACAGAACUGGUGGUGUUCAUUGUAAAGAGUGUAUUUGCACAACCCUAGGUCCUGGUGCCUUGAGCUCCCUUAGAUCUAGAGACAAUUCUGUCCAAGGGACCACGUGAAGUCAGAUCUGCAAACUGAGCUCCUCCCGAGAGCCUGCUGCACCCAUCCCCCUAGCCCCGCCAGAGGCACCCCCACCUGCCCUUCAGAACAUGUACUUUUGCCAAUCUUUGUGAAGGUUUUUGAUUCUCCUGGUUUCUUCUUUCCGAAGCAUUUGCCAUUACAAAUAUUUGGGUAUGUCUACCCUCUCUACAGUAUAGGAUCACAUAUAGAGAACAAGAAUGCUAUCUUCUGAAUGUAGCCAGUCACUAGGAAUCACAAGGAAGAGUCUGGCUCCCAGCUCUGUGCCUCUGUCUGCUUUUUAUAAUUUGCCCACCCAGAAGCUGGGACAUUCACACUUCCACCACACUGGAUGCACAGUGUGAUCAAAGUGUCCAUUUGGCCCAGUUGGCUCCUAGGGGACAUAUUUCUCCAAUAUGGUAAAGAAAGAAAAUUCUGUAUCAGAGUUAUAAAAGUGCCCUCUCUGUCUUGAAGACUUUCCAUCUAGUGCACUGGUUCUCCAGAUGUCCAGGCUGCAUCCUAGGCCUACUGACACGGUGCUGUGGGAACAGCGCCAGGGGAGCACCUGCUGGCAGACACUCUUCAGAUUCACUCUGGUCUGUCCUGAGGGUUCAGACCCUUUGGACACACUGAUUCUAGGGCAUUCUAGUUUCCCAGACUCUGAGGGGAGGAUCAUUUACCCACAGAAGCAAAAGAUGGGGAAAAAAACAAAACAAAAACCCACGCAAACACAGUGUAACAGGCUAUUGACAUUGUAUGUCUCUGGAAAUUCCCUUGGGUCUUUAGAGAAAACAGGAAGUCAAGAUCUACAGCCUUUGUACUCAGACUCUAAUCGAGUAAUUCAAAUUUAGAGUCAAAUUUUAAGUAGCAUUUAUAAUUUAAAGCAUUCACCUUGCUACCUUUAAAAAAAAUCUGAGUUUUAAGUGGCCUUGUCAUACACAUAUGCAUUCAAAGAAGGGACUUGGCAGUUUCAAAGCCACAUUUACUUUUAUUUCCCUAAAUUUGCUUUACAUGAAACAGACAUACCAGCAAAUCCCUACAUACUGCUAGCACAUAACUUUGUAUGUAUAGUAUGGGCAUAUUUCCUUUUCCUGGAUUCUUACUCCCAAAUAUAGGUGCAAUUUUUUGGCCUAGUGAAGGGCAAAUUACAUCUUUUUCUCUUACAAAAACACAUUUUAUAGUAUUCAUUUCUUUAUUCAAUAUGCAGUGUGACGUUAUGCUGUCAUUUCCUUAAUGACAGAAAAGUUAUUUACCAUAUUCUUUCUAGAAACAAUGGCUCAGCUUUACUGUAGCAGCUGGCAUGUGUGGUCAAGUGGAUAACUGUAUUCUUGCAAGUUGGGUUUAAUAAUCAAUGUAGUAUCUUUAUUGCUAUUGGAAACAAUAUCCACUGCACGUUUUCAACACUGAUGUUCAUUUUUAAAUCUUAUAGGUAGGCAUUUGUUAGUUCAGUGUUUUCCUCACUAAUAUGACACUUUUUAAUGGCAAUCUUUUCACCUGUAGCCCUGGAGUUACAGUACUAUGGUAAUUCUUCCAAAUGGACUUUUUUCUUUUAUCCUAUCAGCUUUACACUGUAUUGGCAGGGAACAGGUGAGGAAACAAGAUCAUUAAAGAAUGGUACAAGAAUCAGGUGUGUACUGGCUCAGGUACUAACUAGACCAUACAAAUUAUGUUCCUUCGGCCAGGCAUGGUGGCACACCUGCUCUUCUGAAGGCAGAGUCAGGAAGAUAAGUUUAAGGCCAGCCUGGACAACUUAGCAAGAGCUUGCAACAUAAAAAUUUUAAAGGGUGGGGAUAUACACUCAGCGGCCCCUGAGUUCAGUCCCUACCCCCACCACCACCCCCAAAAAAUCAAAAGUUUUUAAAAGAGUCUACUGAGGAAAGGGCAGUUGCAGUACUUCUACCAACUUCUGAAGGUACAUGUUUAGCAUUUCAUUUACAAAUCCAUCCCAAAUUUGCACUAAAUACCAAUGAAGUGUUAUUUUGCUUUGGUUGUGCUGCAAUCUUUUCUGAGCAACAAAAUAUGGGGAAAUUCUGUAAAAACACUAAGUUCAAGUUAGUCUUUUCUUUUUAAAAUGAAUGUUAUGUUAGAUACGUACUUUUUUAAAAAAUUUAAACUUCUGGCAAAGUUACAUAUUAACCAUUGUUCAUAGGCUUACAAUAUAAAAAAACUAAAAACUAGAGUUUUUUGUUUACUUUAAAAUUUUUUUCAAGUGCAAUUGUUUCUUAAACAUUACUAUUAUCAUUUUAGCCAGUUAUCUGCAAAUGUAUAGUAUGCAUUCAUUGUCUCUUCUUGUGACGUUUAAUUGCUUAUUUUAAAGCAGAAACAUUAGCUACAAGUGUCUUGCAAUAUUUCUACCAACAGUAACAUUAGUAGAGACUUAAUGAAAAUACCUUAGUGUGACUUUAAUAUUAUUUUAAGAUUUUUGGUUGUAUAAAGUUUUAAUGUAAAAUGUCCAUUACUGAGGGGAAAAGAUCUUUC
This is a messenger RNA of Fukomys damarensis (Damara mole-rat), 6320 nucleotides long. RefSeq names its product capping protein inhibiting regulator of actin dynamics (gene Cracd). The annotation marks the transcript as partial. The record is from RefSeq and is a predicted model, not a curated record. The transcript is spliced from 11 exons. Gene Ontology annotation, biological process: maintenance of gastrointestinal epithelium; negative regulation of barbed-end actin filament capping. Lineage: Eukaryota; Metazoa; Chordata; Mammalia; Rodentia; Bathyergidae.